Messenger RNA from Choloepus didactylus (southern two-toed sloth), 9298 nucleotides. It is a transcript of the gene ARHGEF10, whose product is annotated as Rho guanine nucleotide exchange factor 10. Gene Ontology annotation, cellular component: centrosome. Gene Ontology annotation, molecular function: guanyl-nucleotide exchange factor activity; protein binding. Lineage: Eukaryota; Metazoa; Chordata; Mammalia; Pilosa; Megalonychidae. Bases 211 to 4257 code for a protein of 1348 amino acids. The record is from RefSeq and is a predicted model, not a curated record. The transcript is spliced from 29 exons. Gene Ontology annotation, biological process: mitotic spindle assembly; positive regulation of stress fiber assembly; actin cytoskeleton organization.
CCGAAGAUACAUCCAAAAAAAUAACCAGCCGAUAACUGAGGCGGCGGCUGGCGCGGCGCUGCAGGAGGGAAGGCGAGGAAGUCUCCGGGCUUCCCCGGGGACGGAGGUCGGUCAUCCUCGGGGGAAACCGAAGCCGCGCGCGCUGGGGGGCUCUGAUGGGGUUACCAUUCAGUCAACAGAGCUGAAGAGAAAGCUUUUGGAAGCUGUAGUAUGGACCAACAAGAGUUGCCUCCUCCUGCUUCAGAAGACAAUGUUGUGAAAUGUGACACUAAUAAUAAUGAAGAGGAGGAGGGAGAGCAAUUUGAUUUUGACAGUGGAGAUGAAAUUCCAGAAGCAGAUAGACAAGCACCAUCUGAUCCCAACUCUAGUAACACUGUAGCGAAUGAAGAAGCUUCUUCCAUAGGAGAUGAAAAUGGAACUGGGACAGAAACAAUUGUAUUAGUAGAACCUACUAAGGUUGCAGUACCAACUAAAGUGAACCCAUAUUCAGUCAUCGACAUCACCCCAUUCCAGGAAGACCAAGUCCUAACUCCAGAUUCAAAUGCCGAGGAAGAAAGCUUGAGCCACCAUGUACCUAGUGGCUACUCAGUUCCUGUGCCUUGUGGCUAUGCCGUUCCUUUCAACCUGCCGUUGAUACUGCCGGCCUAUUCCAGUCCUGUGAUUAUUCGCACUGUUUCUGUGGAUGAAGAAGGAGAAACACAAGAAGUAGCAGAAGAUAGCCAGUUUAAUUCUUUAAGUUCUGAGGAUCCUCCAAACAGUGAAGAUCAGGUCAAUAAAGAAGACAGUGCCCUGGCCCGAUGGGUUGCAGAUCCUGCCAACACAGCAUGGAUGGAAAAUCCAGAAGAAGCAAUUUAUGAUGAUGUUCCAAGAGAAAAUUCAGACUCCGAACCAGAUGAACUGAUUUAUGAUGAUGUUGAGAAUGGGGAUGAAGGUGGGAACAGCUCUUUGGAAUAUGGAUGGAGUUCAAGCGAAUUUGAAAGUUAUGAAGAACAGAGCGAUUCAGAGUGCAAAAAUGGAAUUCCCAGGUCCUUCUUGCGUAGGAAUCACAAAAAGCAACUUUCUCAUGACCUAACCCGUUUAAAGGAGCACUAUGAGAAAAAGAUGAAAGAUUUGAUGGCAAACACUGUGGGAGCAGUAGAGAUUCAGCAGCUAAAGCAAAAACAUGAACUGAAGAUGCAAAAACUCAUGAGGGCUGCAAAGGAGGGUACCAAAGAUGGACUUGAAAAAACUAAAGCUGCUGUGAAGAGAGGUCGCUCAUUCAUUAGGACCAGGUCUUUUAUUUCUCAAGAUCACAGAUCUUGUCUUGAAGAAGAGCAAAAUUUAUUUAUUGAUGUUGACUGCAAGCACCCAGAAGCCAUCAUGACUCCAAUGCCCGAAGGCUUAUCUCAGCAGCAGGUUGUAAGAAGAUAUAUUCUGGGUUCAGUUGUCGACAGUGAAAAGAACUAUGUAGAUGCUCUUAAGAGGAUUUUGGAGCAAUAUGAGAAACCACUGUCUGAGAUGGAGCCAAAGAUUCUGAGUGAAAGGAAACUAAAGAUGGUGUUUUAUCGAAUUAAAGAAAUCCUGCAGUGCCAUUCCAUGUUUCAGAUAGCACUGGCCAGUCGCGUAUCUGAGUGGGAUUCUGUUGAAAUGAUUGGAGAUGUCUUCGUUGCUUCGUUUUCUAAAUCCAUGGUACUGGAUGCUUAUAGUGAAUAUGUGAAUAAUUUUAGCACAGCUGUGGCAAUCCUGAAGAAAACAUGUGCUACAAAGCCUGCUUUUCUUGAAUUUUUAAAGCAGUGCCAAGAAUCAAGCCCAGAUCGAAUUACACUCUAUAGUUUGAUGAUGAAACCAAUACAGAGAUUUCCACAGUUUAUUCUUCUUCUCCAGGAUAUGUUGAAGAAUACAUCCAAAGGACAUCCUGACAGGCUGCCUCUUCAGAUGGCGCUUACAGAGCUUGAAACACUAGCAGAGAAAUUAAAUGAAAGAAAAAGAGAUGCUGAUCAACGUUGUGAAAUCAAACACAUAGCAAAAGCCAUAAAUGAAAGAUACCUGAACAAGCUUCUCAGCAGUGGAAAUAGAUACCUCAUUCGAUCUGAUGAUAUGGUUGAAACCGUUUACAAUGACAGAGGCGAAAUUAUUAAAACCAAAGAACGUCGGCUCUUCAUGUUAAAUGAUGUAUUGAUGUGUGCUACAGUUAGUUCACGCACCUCACACGAAAGCAAUGCUAUAAUAACCACCAGCCAAAGGUAUUUAUUAAAAUGGAGUGUUCCUCUUGGACAUGUAGAAGUAAUAGAAUACGGCAAUAAUGAAGGCCCAGGAGAAAACAACAGACACCCCCCGGUGCUCUCACCUGAAAGCCUGGUGGUUGUUGCUAAUGCUAAGCCAAACAAAGUUUACAUGGGGCCAGGACAACUGUAUCAAGAUUUACAAAACUUGUUGUAUGACUUGAAUGUAAUUGGUCAAAUCGCUCAACUAAUAGGAAACCUUAAAGGAAACUAUCAGAACUUAAACCAGUCAGUAGCCCAUGAUUGGACUUCAGGCUUACAAAGACUUAUUUUGAAGAAAGAAGAUGAAAUCAGAGCUGCUGAUUGCUGUAGAAUUCAGUUACAGCUUCCAGGGAAGCAAGACAAGUCUGGGCGACCCACUUUCUUUACAGCUGUGUUUAAUACAUUUACCCCUGCCAUCAAGCAGUCUUGGAUCAACAACUUACAGAUGGCUAAGCUUGCCCUUGAAGAGGAGAACCACAUGGGUUGGUUCUGUGUAGAAGAUGAUGGAAAUCAAAUUAAAAAAGAAAAACAUCCUCUCCUUGUUCGACACAUGCCGGUGAUGGUGGCCAAGCAGCAGGAGUUUAAGAUUGAAUGUGCCACUUAUAAUCCUGAACCUUACCUAAAUAAUGACAGUCAACCAGAUCCUUUUUCCACGGUGCAUGGUUUCCUGUGGAUCGGAAGUUGUACCAAUCAAAUGGGUCAAGUAGCUAUUGUGUCAUUUCAAAAUUCCAACCCUAAAGUUAUCGAAUGCUUCAAUGUGGAGUCUCGCAUCCUUUGUAUGGUCUAUAUUCCAGUAGAAGAGAAGCAGAAAGAGCCUAACACAGUCUCUGAAUCUGAAACGGGGGUUGUAAGAGCUUCAGAUGUGCCGACUAUUUGUUUAGGGACAGAAGAAGGAAGCAUUUCCAUUUAUAAAAGCAGUCAAGGCUCAAAGAAAGUGAGACUUCAACACUUUUUCACGCCUGAGAAAUCUACAGUCAUGAGCUUGGCUUGUACAUCCCAGAAUCUAUAUGCUGGCCUUGUGAAUGGAGAUGUCGCCGUCUACACAAAAGCAGAAGAUGGAUCCUGGAAUUCUGAACCUCAAAAAGUGAUAAAUUUAGGCGUCCUGCCAGUUCGAAGUCUAUUAAUAAUGGAAGAUACACUAUGGGCAGCUUCGGGAGGCCAAGUUUUUAUAAUAAGCAUUGAGACUCAUUCUACAGAGAAUCAGCUGGAGGCCCACCAGGAAGAAGGAAUGGUGAUUUCUCACAUGGCCGUAGCUGGUGUUGGGAUUUGGAUCGCCUUUACCACUGGGUCCACCCUUCGCCUUUUCCAUACGGAAACUCUCAAGCAUCUCCAAGAUAUUAACAUAGCCACCCCUGUUCAUAAUAUGUUAUCAGGGCCUCAGCGGGUGUCUGUGACUAGUCUGCUCGUUUGCCACGGCUUAUUAAUGGUUGGCACCAAUCUGGGCAUCGUUGUAGCCCUGCCAGUGCCUCGUCUUCAGGGAAUUCCCAAAGUAACUGGAAGAGGUAUGGUUUCCUACCAUGCACAUAAUGGACCUGUCAAAUUCCUUGUUGUGGCCACAGCUUUACAAGAGAAAAACAAAGACAAAUCCCAAGAUAGCCUGCCUCCCAGUUCUGAACCCCAGGAAGAAGACCAGAAGGACACGCUUCCAAAUGAGGGAGUCGAUUCUUGCCCAAAUCACAGCAACCCUGAUGGUGCCAUUUGGUUGGGAGAUUCAAUGGGAUCAAUGACUCAAAAAAGUGAUUUGUCUUCGUCUUCUGGGUCCCUGACUUUAUCUUAUGGUUCCAGUUCUCUGGAGCACAAGUCAGAGGACAGUGUCAUUUAUGACCUCUUGAAGGAUCCAGACAUCUCACUUAGAAGUAAAACACAGCGAUUCAGGAAAGCAAAAGCCAGUUCAGUGUUAGUCGUUUGCGGAGGACAGGGUCACAGACGGGUGAAUAAGAAGGCCAGGCCACAGCGCCACGAUGAGCUGGUUUCUUCUGUUAUGGUCUGGCAGAUUCCUCUGUUAAAUAUAUAAGUGGAAUAGUAUACUUUCUAGUAUUGACAUUUGCAAUCAAGGGUAACAUGUUAGCUAAAUCAUAUGAUAUGAGUGAUUUAGGCUGUAUCUACACUGAUUAAAGAUAAAUUAAAAACAGUAUUUGGGGAAGAAAUGUGCAAUAUCGUAAUGGUGACUUUCUUGCCAUCUCUCCCAUAAAGCAGAACUGAAUAUAAUCCCUUUAAAAAGGGUAGAAGACUGAUGCAAUUUUUGAGUAAAUCAAAGUUCUGGGUUAAUACAACACCCUUUUUAUUGCUAUAAUCCAUAUGUAAAUACUAACUACAUCAGCUUCAAAGCUAUUCUUGUAACAUAUUUCAUAGAGAAUUUGCAAACUAAGAAUUUGUGGGGAAAACAUGGCAUAUUCAGUAAUGUAGGAAUUUAUUAACAAUUCUUAAAACAUUUUUAUUUUAUUCAUUUUCAUUACAUUUAUUUAUAUUCUUUAUUUUUUUAAUUCCAGAAUAGAAUUUGUAACAAUUAAGAAAGCCAGGUAACAUAUACCAGUUGAGAUGGUGUUAUUUGCUUUCAGAAGUGAGCUGGAUUUCCCAAAGUGGUAUAAUGCAUAUACUGUAUAUUUUAACAAGCUAGUAUUUUUAUAUUGCAUUUUUCAAUUAAGAAUUAACAGCUAAUGUUUUAGUCAUAUUAUCUGUAACAUUUCACAAAUAAUGUUUGCUUUGAACCAAAAUGCUCAGUACCUAGCAGCAUUUAGACUCAAGCAUCAAUUCCAAAAUCUACUUCCCUUCUCAUCUUAAAUAGUAUUAAUAUCCAUAUUAGAAAUAUGUAUGUUGUAGUAUUGUAGGAAAUGUGUAAAAAGUCUUGGUCAGUUCUUGUAUGUGGUUUCAAACACCUGUUGACUUGGGAACACUAUAUCUGUUUUUAAAUAUACAUUCUGAAUGACUCAUGGUGCUAUUCCAUGUGGGUGUUCCAUUGCUGGCAAUGGGAUACAGGCCAAGAAAACUGACCUUCCAAUCAACGCUGUGUAUCAUUUAGAUGUCACUUCUGCGAAAUGCACAGGUUUGUAUUCUGCAGUGAUAGAGCCUACUGUUGAGGUACAUGACUAAUCAGUGAGUUCCAUUAUGCUCAACAUGUAUUUAUGUAUCAAUGUUUUACCUACUGGAUGGUUAAAAAAAUACAAAGCUAAUGCAGGUAUUCACCGGCAAUAAAUUUCUCAGCACUUUACAGAUUAUUAAAAAAAGCUAAUUUUAUGACUUAACCAAAUAUUUUCUAAGGUGCAUAUGUACUCCAAGUGAAAGUAGUAUCUUCCCAAGCUUUCAUAAACUGUUAGCUGCUCUUAUUUCAUAAAUAAAAGUCUUUUUAUUUUAAAAAUAUAAUAUUACAGACUGCCUUUUUCUCAUGAAAUACAAAAGGGCAAUUAAAUUCUGAAGGGGAGAGGGGCAAUCUGACCUGUCUUUUCAAAUUAAGUAUCAUCACUUGCUGGUUUGGGAAAUUUUUAUGUAUAAAUUCAAGAGAUACAUCACAAUCUUAAAUGGAAACCAGUGAUUUGAAUUUGAAUUAGUUGAUAGGAAACAUUCAAGAGACUCAUGUACUUGCCAGUUUUUAAUUUGAAUGGCAUCAUGAGUCGAAUGAGUUCAGUAUAAAAUAUAAAGAGAAGGGUCCAAAGUAGAUUAAGAUCCUUAAUGUUUUACCGAUUAAAACAAUAAAGCAUCUCUGUUUACACUGGCCAAAUAAAAUAAAACUUAUUUGAUUACUUUUUUAUUUAAACCAUGGUACUUAAAAGAUUUUUCAGUCUGAAGAUCUCGAAAGACUCAACUUAUAAAUACCACAUUUCCUUACAGCUGUAAUUAAGUAAAAUAAAGAAAAGUACCAGUGAGGUUUCAAUUUACAUUAUAAUAUUGGUAACAUAUUUAGAAAAAAGUCAUAGUAAUGCCAUCCAUACAUGUGUCACUUUACAUGUUUUUACUUGCCAACUGUAUCUUAGAGCUUUCUGUAUCGAUUUAUUACUUUUAAAAUUAAAAUGUAAUAUUCUUCCUUUUCAAAGCAUAAAUUUAAAGGUAAGCUCCCAAAGAUGUCCCUGCCGUGGAGAACUUAUUCUUAAUCUCAGUAAGAAUAUGUAUUUAAAGAACGUUUUGGAAAUUCUGUAAAUUAUCUAAGAAAUGUUAAUACAUGUAUUUGUGAGCAAUUUCAAAUCUUUCUAAUUACUCCUAAACAUCACAGCACAUCUCUUGAUUCUGGAUUUGUUGUCAUUAGUGUACUAUUACAUGUUAAUCACGUAAGUGUUUUUGGCUGUAUCUUUAUCCAUGUCCCGUGUCUCCCAAACAAAUCAUUGGCUGCCUGACUAAAUGUUGGUAAUUGUAUUUCUGGACUAAAUUGGUCAUGUAAAUAUCUGUACAUGUUGACACCAGUUUAAAUGUGUACUCAGAUCCUAAAUGUCAAAUACAUGUUAGGAUGCUGAAACUGAUCCUAAAUGACAGAAAAACAAGACAUUAAGAUAUUUUAUUUUAAAUGAUGCUUUGACAUAUUAUAGAAAAAUUGGCACACCUCUAUAUUUCAGGCAAAAAAAAAGUUGAAUCAGAUUAAUUUAGUAAAAAGACAUCUAAAGAAUUCAUCCAUUAGACAAUCAACCAAGCUGGGUGCCUAAGUGAUUAGGCUAUUGCACCAAUCCUCACCACUUAGACAGCCAGAAGAACAUUGAGAAGAGAGCUGCCAAACUAAUGGAUGAGGGGGGAAGCUGAGUGAUUGCUCUGGAUCACAUAUUCUGUGAGUGCCUUGAGUUAAUGGUCUACUUCAUAACCCCAGGGAGAUGAUAACUCAUUAGAAGUAGUACACAACACUAAAAACUCUCUAGAGCAGAAACCCAAGCAAAUCUCAAGGGUAUUAUAAGCUCUAUGCAGAGUUACAAAUAAAGUUUUAAUUUGUAGUUUCAUUCAUUAAAUGACUUACUUUGAACAGAUGCUAUGUCAUUUCAAUCAUUGAACAAAUGCCAGUAGCUGACUAUGUGUGUGAUAUUUUUCCUUUUCCUUUUUCCUUUUUUUUUUUUUUUUUUUUUUUGCAUUUGCUUCUCACAUUCUGAUACUAAGAACAUGUGGCUUUCCUGUAAUAACUAUUACUAUAUGUGGUCUGUUAUUCUAUUUAUUAGAACCCUCUUUUGAACUCACAGCCCUUUGUACUGUUCACAUAAUUUCCUCUCUCUGCUUGCCUAGCUUGUACACACCUCAUCUCUUCUGUUUGCUUUCAUGUUCCUUGAGAGAAGAACGUGAAGAUUAUGGAACUGUGAUUAUCCAGUUAGAUUCUUGUAUGCCUUUUUAAUCUGAAGAAUCAUGCCUGUCAUUUCUGGAAAAAUCUAGGCUAUUAUCUCUUCUAGUAUUGACUUUUCCCCCAUCCUCUCUAUUUUCUUCUUUGGAACUCCCACCAUAUAUAGUGAGUUACUUCUUAUUCUAUUCUCCAUAUCUCUUCUUUUUUAUAUUUUUCAUUUUCAUCUUUCUAUGUUAUGUUCUGGGAGAUUUCCUCACAUAUAUCUUCAGAUUCACUAAUUCUCUCUUCAGCUGUGUCUGCUCUACUUGUAUCUCAUCUAUUGAAGUUCCUUUAAAAUAAUUUCACUGGCUAUAUUUCUCAUUUCUAAGAUUUCUACUUGUUUUUAUAUCUGCUGGUUCUUAUUUUAUAUCCUCUUGUUCCCAUUUUUUCCUUGCUCUAACUUAGGAAGAUUUUUAACAUACGUAUUUUAAAGUCCCUUGUAGACUGAUCUUAAGAUGUGAAUGAUCUAAUUUAAGUCUACAGCCUAUUUUUUCAUGGCACCAAACUUUAUUAUAUAUUUUGUAAUUUUAGUUUGUAUGCUUUUAUUUUGAGAGAACUAACUUACAUGGAGGUUUUAUGCCAUAUAUGCCUGUGUUAUGAAGACCUCCUCAUGAAGCAGCUGCUAGGUUACCUGGACCUGAUUCUACAGGGUAUGCUAACUAUGAGAAAGGCUGUGCUCGUUUGUUGGCUCAGAAAUUUUAUAUUUGUAGUUGCUCAAGUCCAGCCCUCAUACCCUUACUGAAUAGACCUGGGUUCUGGGCUCAGGAGAGUGAUUCUGCUUCCUCCCACCACCAAGGCCAGGUGAAUUGCUUCAGGUCUCUCAUUUUUGGAUAUUCAGUUGGUUCCUGACUUGGGUUUUCACAUAGGGAACCCACUCUGAGCCUCUCCCCAUACACAGUCCUUGCUUUGGUUCGCAUACCUGCAUGAGUGUUAAAACUCCAGGCCUCUCUGGUUAUAGCCAUUCAUGCCCCCUUCAGUUCUUUCUCACACCCAUAAAUUCCCUCUCCACUUCUGGUACCAGAAAAAUUCUCUUUCUUGCUUUUGAAUGGGUCUCUGUUAUUUUAAAAAAUACGUGUUUUGUCCAGAAGUUCUCUGCCUUGAGUGGGAGAGGGAGUAUUUUAGUGUGUUCUCAAUAUGCCACCCUGAUCCAGAAUGAAUGGUGUAGUUUUGUAUUCUCCUUUAGUUCCAAAAACAUAGUAUGCUGUACAGAGCAGGCACUCAGCAAAUGUUUGCUUUUUGAAAUGAAGGAAUGAAUAUUAAUACUAUUACGGAUGUUUACAAGACCAGGACCAAACAUCUUAUAUUGACAGAUGAAAUAGAUAUAUGAAGUUAAUUUACUGAGACCAAAAGUCUAGUCACUAGAAAUGUAUCCACAGUGUUGCAUUGAGGGUAAUACAAUGACUGCCUGGGGCAUUUACAGGUUGAAAUUUAUAUGACUAACUCAUUGCCUCUCACACCCUCUAUCAUAGAAUGAAAUCCUGAGAAAAACAGAUGUGGAAUGGAUAAGCUUUGUUGGAGGGAAGAGGUUUGAGAAUAUGGGACAAUGGUGAACUCUUAUUACAUGGAAGACAUAGGUUCCUGCUUUCAUAGAGUUUACAUUGUAAUGAGGAAAGCAAGCAUAUAAACAACUACUAAACAAAUACUAUAAAAUUAAAUGCAUUUAAUAAGCAACAGACUUUUAUUGAGCACUUAAGAUGUGUCAGAAAUUGUACCAAUUCUGUGUUAAGCUCAGAGGAUAAGACACUGAAUAAAAAGCAUCACUUUCAAGUUGUAA